AUGAACAAGUCAAAGAUGAUUGGUGUUGAGGUGCAGUACAAUGAGGCGUCAAAACAACAGCUUCCACUCCAACAGGAUCAAUUCAGGAGCUUAAAUAUAACGCGAGAUGAAGUGAGCGAAUACGUUAAAACAGCAAAGUCGAUACUGGAUGAAGCUUUAUCAAAAGCACGCGAGGACCAGUUAAUGGGCAACACGAACUAUCGAACGUGGAAGCAGCUUGGGUCACACGCCGGGUUUAAGCGAUUUCUUAAUAAUGACAAAGACUUACACUACCGUUUACAUGGAAUAGUGGGGGCCUCACUAAACGAUCUCAUGGGGAUCAUGUACGCAGAUUCGACGGCGCAAGUGAUCGAGCGUCGCCAGAUUCUUUACAAAGACAGUCUGGACGCAAAAACGCUGUGUGUACUGAAGGAGCGUAGCGCAGAGAAUAUGCAUGAACAUAUUUCAAUCAGGUGGGAGGCAAUCAACUUGAGCAACAACAGUCCCAAUUAUCGUCGGGAUAUGUGCUUUCUUGAAUACACAGGCGUCGUCACCGACAUCGAUGGCGUCUCUGUAGGGUUUUUCAUCAAGCAGGCUAUUGAUCGCAGCGAGUGUGGGUCGCUUGAGGAAUCCCACGGACUGUCACGUCUUCAACUUACAGAAAUCUUGCUGUUUCGGCCAACUCUGGAGGCUGGUCACACCGAAAUCGUCAUGGACGGUGUCCAAUCUACCAAUAAUAGUACAAGAAAAACUCCUGGCUCGAUUGCCCAUGAUCAGCAGCUGGCAGUAUGUGCCACUCUCGUGUCGCAAGAAUUGCCACGUAUGCACAAGCAAAUUUCGACUGCUUUCGAAAAAGUUUAA
This is a messenger RNA of Plasmopara halstedii, 840 nucleotides long. RefSeq lists its product as hypothetical. The transcript has 2 exons. NCBI's taxonomy places the organism in Eukaryota, Oomycota, Peronosporomycetes, Peronosporales, Peronosporaceae. The record is from RefSeq and is a predicted model, not a curated record. The coding region runs from base 1 to 840 and encodes 279 amino acids.